UAUAUAAUAACGCAGAAAACAUUUCUCUGUGUCGGAGCCUUGCUCCCCUGUCCCACCAGAAGGACCUCUGGUGCCUGUGUUGUUUGUCUCUUGGCCUGCAUCGUUCCCUCCUGCAGGAAUCUCCUGGACCUGCUGUGGCCAGACUGCAGCAAGUUGGCAUGUGAACAGGGACUUGACAGAGUGACUGGUGCGACACCAUGGAUCAACCGCACAAACCGCCGACUCCAAUGCCCUGCCCCCCACCAAGGGAACCUCUGCCAACACCUCCAGGGACACCACUGUUCCUGUCCCAUGACAAACCAGAAUCACUGAUCCUGCCGCUGAAGAUGAUACAAUUCCAUACUGGUUCCUCCUCACGCCACACUAAACCCCACCACAUAACUGCUGUGUUCAAUCCCCCUUUGUGCUUUUAAUGGAUAAAGGGAAAGGAAAACUUGACAUUAUCCAGAGUACUAAUGGUAUUGGAAUAAUAUAUCACAUCGUUUGUAAAAAUUGUACUUUAACCAAUUGUAUUUCCACUCUGCUACUGGAUGAAACUGUGGUUAUAUUACAACAACCUCCUUUUUCUGAGAUGUCAUGCUGAAUAUCAGUGGAUUUAUGUCACUCUCUUAGAAUAUAGUGAAACCUGUAUACUUGGGAAAGAAUUCUAAUACAUCUUAUGGGAGUAUGGAAUAAUAGUGAUAUUAGUUAAGAUCUUUCCUCUUUGCAUCAAAAAAUACAGGCUAUUUCUCAUUCAGGGUCAUCUCUCCUCCCCACUUCUGAAGUGACAUCUGAUGUACGUAAAAUUAAAACCCUUGUUCAGGAUCAUAACUUCGUGACAUUUGUUUAUAAUGUUGCCAUUAUUUGAGGAAUAGUUCUGAUUUUUGUUGUUCUCCUUCCAGUCAUCAUCUGAGCCCUCUUCUGAGGAAUCCAAUCUGCACAGAUAGGUAUCAAGAUACUACAAUUAAAAAGCAAAAAGGGAGAGAUGCUGGAGACCUUCCAAUGCCAGUUCCUUGACAAAGUCAGGACUGGCAGUGGAUAUCUGCAAAGCAGGGACCACACGGGAUGGGUGUGCGGCCUCUCUCUCUACUCUCUAUUAAUCAUAGCUUUCCAGAUAUUCACUGUGCUAUUGAUAAUGAUGGUUGGGAACGUGAAGGAUCAGAACUGAAAGUAGUUAAGGAAUCAGAGCCCAGGAUGAAAGGCACCCCUCCAGGGUUGAAAGGGGAAGUAAAAUCCACCACAGAGAUUUGCGUCAGUCCCCUACCUCCUGUGUGGCAAUGUUCGCCCACUGGAGUGGGAGGGGAGCGCUGGGUGGGCCUAGUGCGUGGGAAAACAUUAGGUGAAGACCCUGUGUGCGCUGAACUGGCUCUAGAUGGAGAUAUUGUAAGUGUGGGUCCUGUUGUCCAGUAGACAGGUGAACAAUUCUGUGAAAAAUUAUACCUAAUCAAGAACACCUAGCGAUUGAUCAUUUUGCUUUCUUUUAUGUGCUUUAGAAAAGUUGAUUUCCCACUAGGGUUGUGGCCAGACGGUCAGUCAACCAUGUCUGAAUCUGUAACUAAAAUAGAAACCUCACUGUAUCUAAGAAUUUCACAUGUCAUUGCAAAAGUAUAUAAUAAAGCAAAAACAUUCCUCUGUGUCAGAGGAGCCUUGCUCCCCUGUCCCACCAGAAGGACCUCUGGUGUCUGUGUUGUUUGUCUCUUUGCCCCUGUCAUUCUCUCCUGCAGGAAUCUCCUGGACCUCCUGGGGCCAGACCAUGGCAGACAGCAAAUUGGGGAUGGAAGACACAUCCUGGAUGUGGAUGGAAUCAACCAAUAGGCUUGUAGCCUGGGUGGAAUAAAAAGGGAAAGAAUAAGAAAGGGCUCCCUUUUUUGAAGAAUUUCCAGUCAUCACCCUUGCCUUUGGACACUUGUUCCCAGCUUGUUUAACCUUCCAGUGCAGACUCUUCCACCUCCCAAGACUCACAGCUCUGUCUCUACAGGUUCCAAGGCGUUACAGUCUUCAACUGGGAUAUGAUCCUCUGCCUCUCCCAUGUAGACCCAGUCAUUUUAGAUUUGUCCACCUCUGAUCCACAGAUAGCCACUGAGACUCUAAUGCUUCUGAUCCUUGGAAGAGGAUAUCGCAAAGGCAACUGAUGGUGUCAUUCCACACAGAGCUGCAAAUCAGGUUCUCUCACCAGAGAGAUGGGAAAUAAAAACAACGUGACAGAAUUCAUUCUUUUGGGACUUACAGGGAACCCAGACCUGCGGAAACUAUUUUCUGCCGUGUUUCUAAUCAUGUACAUGGUCAUCGUGUUGGGAAACCUGCUCAUCAUGGCAACCGUGAUCACCAGUCCGAGUCUGAGAUCACCUAUGUACUUUUUCCUCACCUUUCUGUCCCUUUUGGAUGUCACUUACUCUUCUGUCAUUGCCCCUAAGCUGAUUGUGGACUCCCUCUCUGAGGCCACCACCAUCUCCUUCGAAGGCUGCAUGACCCAGCUCUUUGCAGAGCACUUCUUCGGCGGCGUGGGGAUCAUCAUCCUCCUUGUGAUGGCCUAUGACCGCUAUGUGGCCAUCUGCAAGCCUCUGUACUACCUGACCAUCAUGAGGCCUUGCAUAUGUCGCUCGCUACUGGGGGCAGCUUGGGUAGGAGGAUUGCUGCAUGCAACCAUUCAGCUUCUCUUCGUGUACCAAAUACCUUUCUGUGGCCCCAAUGUCAUAGAUCACUUUAUAUGCGACUUGUUUCAGCUGCUGACCCUGGCCUGCACGGACACCUACACCCUGGGCCUCUUGGUCAUCCUCAACAGCGGCAUCAUGUGCAUGGCGAUCUUCCUUAUUCUCAUUGCCUCCUACGUAGUCAUUUUAUGCUCUGUGAAGUCUCACAACUUCGAAGGGAGGCGCAAGGCCAUCUCCACCUGCGGCUCCCACCUCACGGUGGUCGUGCUGUUCUUUGUGCCGUGUAUUUUCUUGUACGUGAGGCCUGUGGCUACGUACCCCAUUGACAAAGCAAUGGCUGUGUCAGAUUCCAUCAUCACGCCCAUGCUGAAUCCCCUGAUCUACACACUGAGAAAUGCAGAGGUGAAAAAUGCCAUGAAGAGACUGUGGGUGAAACCAGAGACUUCGACUGCUAGCUAACGUCUGCUGUGAGCAGCAUGUUUGCCAUAACAUGUGAUUAAUCUUCUGCAAAAGGGAAGUGGACCGAGAGGUGGGCGGGGAAAGGAGGGAAGGAGCAGAGGGAGU
This is a messenger RNA of Chinchilla lanigera (long-tailed chinchilla), 3194 nucleotides long. RefSeq names its product olfactory receptor 4C6-like. NCBI's taxonomy places the organism in Eukaryota, Metazoa, Chordata, Mammalia, Rodentia, Chinchillidae. Gene Ontology annotation, biological process: G protein-coupled receptor signaling pathway. The transcript is spliced from 4 exons. Gene Ontology annotation, molecular function: olfactory receptor activity; G protein-coupled receptor activity. Gene Ontology annotation, cellular component: membrane. The record is from RefSeq and is a predicted model, not a curated record. Bases 2160 to 3089 code for a protein of 309 amino acids.